Molecule: messenger RNA, 561 nt
Organism: Culicoides brevitarsis
Lineage: Eukaryota; Metazoa; Arthropoda; Insecta; Diptera; Ceratopogonidae
Exons: 2
Coding region: 82-420 (112 amino acids)
Source: RefSeq, a predicted model, not a curated record
ACUCCCUGGGAAUGUUUUGACUCAAAAAAUUGAAUUUCAUCAAAUUUUGUGAUAUUUUAUUAAAAAUUUAAGCCAAAUAAAAUGUCUUUUGACGAUCCCGAAGACAAAAUUCGGAUUUGGAACAGUAUUCGUUCGAUUUCCGAAACUUCUUUCAAAUUUAUCAACUGUCCAGUGCCGAAUGACGAUCUUAUGAGAGAAAUUGUCACAAAAAUUAUGUUGCAUUACUUGCCAAAUUGCGGCUUAGUUGCUGCCAAUGAGCCUUUACCCGCAGUCGAUACGGCUUUUCGCAGUAUAGUUCAAGUGAUUGAAGAUUUUGACUCGGAAUUUCCGAGUUUAGUGGACAAAUUUGAAGAUAUUGAGAUAAUUUUGAUGCUUUUGGAGCCAGAAGCGCAGUCAGAAACGCCGGUUGAAGCGGGUUAAUGAUUAAAAGGAUCGUAAAUUAUCCGAUUUUUGUACAAAAUUAGUUUUAAGUCUGUUUAAAUUUAGGAAAUUUUUCAAUAGUUUUGAAUUUUUUAAAAAUAUUAUUACUAAAAUUUUUAUGAAUUGAGUAGAAUUGUCAUA